Opisthorchis viverrini is the source of this 3600-nucleotide messenger RNA. RefSeq lists its product as hypothetical. Gene Ontology annotation, molecular function: phosphatidylinositol phosphate binding; guanyl-nucleotide exchange factor activity. Gene Ontology annotation, biological process: endocytosis; endocytic recycling. Gene Ontology annotation, cellular component: intracellular membrane-bounded organelle; cytosol. The transcript is spliced from 17 exons. The coding region runs from base 63 to 2954 and encodes 963 amino acids. The record is from RefSeq and is a predicted model, not a curated record. NCBI's taxonomy places the organism in Eukaryota, Metazoa, Platyhelminthes, Trematoda, Opisthorchiida, Opisthorchiidae.
GGAGCAUAAUUAACUACUUCAUUCUGUACGAACGUGCUGGUCCCGAGUAUCGUGUUCAUCGAAUGUACCCUGCCGAUCCCACCGGUGUGUACGCUCCGCGUAUAUUGGAAUUCGGUUUCUCUUGCUGUAACGAGUACGUUCUUUUCUUCAUAACGAAUCACCUGUCUGGUUUGUGUAGGAAGAAAGUUGGAGAGAAUUUUGUCAUUGUUUUCACGGACGCUCAGGGAACUCUUGAGUUUGUUUUCUGCCAUUGGCCUAACACCCAACUAAUAUUAUGCAUUUCCAGUGCUUUGCCGUGGUGUGCUUGUUUCCACGGUCUCCUCGAUAUAAUCAGUCGCAACGAACUCUAUCGGGAAUCUCGCUGGCCAGCGUUUCAGCCUUUUCUAUCACGUCUUCUGUCCACUCGACCACCACCACAGCCGAUUGAUUAUGUCACGUGUCAAGACCCUUUCAGUGUCAACCGGAAGUAUGUGAUGGAGUACUACAAUGCACUGGACGUCUCCUUAUGGAUUCAUGUUUUUGUUUGCCUCAUUUUGGAACGCAGCGUGCUGUUCUAUUCCAAACGAUUAUCGCGCCUGACGGCUUGCGUGAUCGCCGCAGUGUCUCUGUUACAUCCUCUUCAAUGGGUUCAUUCAUUCUACCCGCUGAUUCCUAAAAAAGUCAUCGAGGUAUUGGGAUGUCCGGCUCCGUUUGUUGCUGGCAUUCACUCUUGCAAUCUACAGGCCGCUAUGGAACACGUGAAUUCGGGCACAUGUGUGGUUGAUUUGGACGCUGGGCGAAUUAAUCUGUACCAGUCAUCCGAGUCUACGGAAAAUGAUUCGGAUGGAGAAUUCGCGACACCGAAAGCUGUGUACGAGUUCCUCCGGCGGCACCUGAAGGACUUACAGCGACAACUGAAUUCGGCCAUGCGUUUGAACAAAGCGCCGGAUUCAAACUGGAAACGUGUAGAUGGAGAAGCUUGCCAGUUUUUCGAGCAACUCACCAAACCAUUCUUCUAUAUGAUCGCGAAUUUGCUUGGCUGUUAUUCAGACUGCAUCGUAAACAACGGCGGUUCGCCAGAAGUGGACAUCGAUUUGCUCAUUGCUCGCCAAAAAUGUCCGGGUUUGGAACCGUUUCUUCGAACUUUAUGUGAAUCUCAGACUGUUCAGUUGUUUUUAGAUGGUCGCGUUCGAAACCCACCCGAUCCUAGCACGGAUGCGUUCGAAUCUUUCUGUUCAACACUUCGCAGUGCGAACAAAGAAGGGCGUCGUAAACAACGAUUAUCCAGUACAGUUUCUGCUCCUGCUACACCAGUUCCCAUCGCGGUAACGCUGAAUGGAUCUACUUUAACAAACAAUGGGGGCUCUGGUCUUAUCCGAGGGCACUAUCUUGACGUAGACCUUCCCAGCUUUGGAACUCAACGAUGGGUUCAAUCGAAGAAAUUGAAGAACCCUGGUGAACCUUGUUCGUGGGACAAACAAAAGAACAUAGCCAGGUAUCCCAAGAACACAGCCACAUCAGCAUACAGUUGGGCAAAUAUCUCUCAAAAGCUUCGGGCUCAAGCCAUCACGUUACGAAAUCUUUCGAGUUCCAAGGAGAUGAUUCCCACCCGUAAUGGUAUAGAUCGUCGGGCUACAAUCGGAUUUACCCAAGAUGAUGUAGACGCACGACGCCAACCGGUGGAUUACCGUCCACCACGACCGUCCGUACUACCAGAAGUGAGGCCUUCUCCCCUAACUGGCUCAGCCACAGGACUUCGAGAAUCUACUCGAGAGCCCAGCAGAUUGCCAAGACCAACCUCUACAAUUGCACGGAAUGAGCACAGUAAAAUACUCUCUCAUAUCCCCACUGAGUGGCGCGCUCCGAGGAAGCCAGACACUUACCUUGGAACACUUGCAGCGCCAGUCAAGCACGCCCAGACAAUUGCAUCUCAGUCGACCCCUGAACGAAAGCCAAAACCACCUCCCAGACCACCUCCUCCACAGGCACUGCAGUCCAUCACAGUUGCCGAAGCAAGAUCCCGAACAGUGUUAUCUCAGCCUGACGAGUUUUCCCCACCCAUAUUGGAAAGUCCCAUACUCCCCGUUUUUGUCCCACCAUCUCACCACCGACCUGUACAAGAUUUUCCUACGAGCAUCUGUGACACCGCCCCUCCUCGGCCUCCACUGGACACAGUCGCAUCCGAGGCUAUCGCCCUCAAUCUUCCCACUACCCGGGCUUUCAAUUCAUUGAGUGGUUCCACGAGAAGUGGAACGCACUACACUGAUUGUGCACCUCCACCGAUCCCCCCGCGAAAUCCUUCAAUUCGCCCUGGUUCACGAUUGUUCGCACCCUCUCCUGCUGGCACAAUCCGACUGACUCCUGCCGGUAACCUCCUUCACCGUCGUUUGGCCAGUAGACAUAGAAGGACAACAGAAACUCGCUCCUCUCUUGAUCGGGUUUCUUCACCGCCGUUGACGGAGAGGGAACUGGAGACGAAGCCAACUCAGACGUUUCCGACAUCUGGUCGACGACCGAGUUACGAAAACGUACUGUUUGGCGAUGUUAAUUCCCCUACAACAACUAUCCCACGGUCGCUCCACCUUCCAAGAUCCCGAUCAGAAACCAUACAUUUACCUCCAAACCCGAAUCAAUGUCAAGAUAUCAACAAGUUGAACCAAUCUCCCUUUUCUAGUUUGCAACACCGUAGUCGUAGUACUGGUCAACUGGCAAACGGCGACUCCUAUUCGUUGAACUCGCGGGAUUCUGGGCAUACAGACAGCUCGGCUGUUGAAAAUGGUGUUUGGUUGAAGAGAAAAUAUGCCACGUUUGCCGAACGUCGAAGGACAAAUCGUGUACCCUACUACCGACUGCACCGAGCUCGGACAGUAUCUGUACAUCGAAGCACUGCUCACCUGACUUCGAACGCGAACAACCUCGGUGGGUCCCAAGGUGCCGCGCCAAUCGCUUCGGAAGAAUCAAACUCUAUCGAGUAACCGACGAACGCAUGUAACAGAAGAGAAUGGAUUCGUGUAAAUAGUCCCCACUCAGACCCACCGGAAAGGUGAUUAUCUGUGAUAGAAUCCAGAGUUGUCAUUUCCGAAUAUUUCGUGUAUUAUCUUGACAACUAACCUCGAAGCCUUCUUGAAGAGAAAGGCGGCGCACACGCAUGCCAGAUACAACUAACUUACUUAUACUUCUCAUUCAAACCGACUUGCUUUAAAAAAGAUUUCAGUAUCAAUCCGGCUGUCCACAUAUAUGCAUACAUGCUUCUUCCCCACUUACUCCUCCACAUCUAUUAGUUUUACAUGAAACACUUACAAUAUCUUUUCGUGAGCGGGAACCAAAGAGACCUUCGAUCAAAUGCAAAAAAUGCAUUUCUGAAAUGACUUGUGUUUUGCCAUUGGUCUUUGAAAUCAGAACCGGUACACGGAAGAGACUAAGAAAAAUAUAUUCUUUCGAAACAACUUCCUAAGGAGAUGAUAAGCAACAGGACCGUCGGCAGUGUUAGGCUGGGCUGCUGACUUCUUUUCGAGCGGUGGCCUGAAACACAAAAGACAGCAGCAAAAUUCGAAUGUGAACACUUGAUCAGGCUAAUUGCUAUGACAGCUCUACUGCUGCUAAUAAGAUGUACAAUAAAAU